GGCUAGAAAUUUCCCAUCCCAGCAGAAAAUACAUUUGAUUCCGAGAAGAGUCUCACUUUUCUCCCAGCAUUACCCAUGCCGCCAGACCCGACGAAAGGCAAGUUAAAGCGCAAGUCGAGCCGUAGGGAGGGAGAGGAGUUUCGAUUCGACGGUGGCCACGCGCGAGAGAUCGAGCAGAAAAGGAAUAAUGGACAAAUCUCGUGUGCUGAGUGCAGGAGGCUCAAGAUAAAGUGUGACAAGCAGAUUCCCUGCCAGUCAUGUCAGAGACGAGGUUGUGCUGCGUUGUGUCCAAAUGGCAGCUUGGCUACUGGACAGGGGACCCGCUUUGUCCUGGCGGCAACCGAGCAUCUUCAUCGGCAGAUAGCCAGUAUGAGUGGACGUAUUCGGCAAUUAGAAGACGCUCUUGGAUCCCUUCAGUCACAGCAUUCGACAGAACCUCAUCCUCUUCUUCGCGACGACCUUCGUGGCGUGGAUCAAAAGGACGAAUAUGGCAUUGUUGCUGGAGAUAGCGCUGCGGGACCGUCGAAUCCUCCAGAGAUCCUGGACGCAUUUGGAACGCUUUCCAUCACUGAUCACGGCAUAUCACGGUUUUUCGGCCCCACAGGCGGAUCUGAAUGCUUGUUGAUGGCGGAUAAAGUUCCACAAGAGACUGCAGAUGCGUCUAGUCCAGAAUCCGGAAGAGACUCUAGGAGCCCUGGAUUACCGCAAGAAUUUAGGAUGUUUUCGCAGGCGUUCCCUUUCACCCCCAUGGGUCCGGUAGCAGCUGUUCAGGAUUUGAUAGAAAGUCAUCUGCCACCUAUGGAACGGGCCAAGUACCUUGCGCAGACUUAUCUCGAACAAGCUGGCUGGCUGUUUCGCAGUGUGUCUCAGGAUCAAGUGAUGGAAGAGUUACUUCCAAUAUAUUACUCAAAUGGCCCUGCGCCGCCGUCGGACGAAACCAAAGGAGCUCACGACCUUGGUCUUCUUUUACUUGUUUUUGCCGUUGGAGCUCUCGUGGACCUUGCGCAGGAACCGUCCAACGCUGAGGCUGAACACUAUCAUCAACUUGCCCGUGCUGCCAUCUGUUUGCGGCCGGUCUUGGAAAAGCCCUCCCUAAUUACUAUUCAGGCGCUUCAUCUGUUGAGUAUCUACAAUGCUAUGAGUGGCAAUGAACUUGCGGCCAAAGAGACCAGCAUGGAAACGACAUGGUCAUUGCUUAUCCUUGCUGCUCAUCUUUCCCAAACCAUUGGUCUUCAUCGGGAUAGUGCAAAGUGGGGUCUUCCUGCCAAUGUCGUGCAAAGACGGCGCAUUCUCUUUUGGGAUCUCUUUGUUGCUGAUGCCUGGAAUAGCUUAAACACCGGACGCCCGCCGAGUUUUUCCUUAGCUUACAUAGACUGCCGUUUCCCAGACGGCGGGGGCGACGGAGAACUUGGUCAUCAAGCAGAAUUCGCGUUAUGGGGAAUCAGGUAUGCGGCCGAGUGUGUCGCAGAGGUCGCCACUCGUACCUUGACGGCUGAAGCGCCGAGUUAUGCGGUAAUCAUGGAAAUUGAUCGUAAAGUUCGCGAGUUUCCGAUCCCGGAUCCUGCGGCUCUAAUCGCCUCUUCGGCGUCCGGUACCUCGCCGCCACCAAUUUCUGAAGAACUGCUGAAGAACUCAGAGACAAUGGGCCGUCUUGUGAUGUCUCACUCUCGAGAAACUUUGCUACUUUACAUUCAUCGCAGUUUCUUUGCGCAGGCUAUCAUUGAAAACCCUGUGAAUCCGUUAAAGAGUGCCUACGCGCCAUCAUUUUUGGCUGCUUACCGGGCGUCUCAGACGAUACUGCGAACCGUCCAACAAGCGUUUCAGGAAUAUCCCAGUCUCUGUGCUCGCUUUUGGACUGUCUGGACCUUUGCAUUUUCUUCUGCCAUCGUCUUCGGGACAAUUGUCACUCGAGGCCCGCGGUCUCCACUGGCGUCUAAUGCUAUGAAGGAAUUGGAUGAUGCCUGCCUUCUUUUCUCAAGGGCAGCUGCACAUAGCAGACGUGCUGCUCAAGCCUUGCCAAUCCUUACGAAACUGAGCGAGAAGGCGCACAUAGCUCUCGCUGCUGCUCAGCAUGAACAGCCAUCACAACAGCUUGGUCAGCAAUGGAGCGUGAAAGUAGAGCAAGAUGAUGAUGAACUCGACAUCUUUGCUGGAAGAACUAGAUUCGUGUCGGCGAAGCGACCUUCAGGUCUCCCUGCAGACUACCCGGAGGCUUCUUCUAGCAGCAGCACAUAUCUAGAAGCUGGUUCCACCGAGCAGCAAACUGCCCAAUUAUAUCGCUCGGAAUCUUCAACUGACUGGACUCAGUCAGCUUCGAACCGUGGUGGUCGUUAUGAUAUGCAUCACUCUGACGAUCUCCCAGCACCUAGUGCAAGCACCAGCAUUCCGACCCACCUAUGGCGACAGCCCCAGAGUUCUGAUUAUACAUAUCCUCCCCAGCAUCAUGUCUCCCAUUCAGCUGCAUCGCAUGUACACCAAGCGCACCAUGCUCCUGCACCUGUCGUGGGGUCGUCCACCUAUCACUGGGCCCCAGCGAGCGAAUCCUCGCAGCAAUAUAGUCAGACUCCGCUUACAGCUCCGCCCCCCCAGGCGCACGCUUUUCACCAAUACAGUUCGUCUUCUGCGGCCUCGUACCAUGGCCAACAUAAUCGGUCACUGCCUUCGGAACUCGCUGGACUCGGCUUGGUAUCACAGGAUUCGAGACUUGAUGAACGUUGGACGUCCUUUAUGCGGGAAUCAGGUUAUUUUGAUGGGGUUGGGUACAGAACGCAGUGACAAACUGUUCUCGGGUGACUACUUUUCUAUUCAUAUGUCAUUAUACAUUUUGUAUUACUUUUCUUGCUUAUUCGAUCAUCGUUGUCAUAUCUUCAUCUUUCUCGACAAGCUUGGCCCAGUCCUGCUUAUGGGGCGACGGUUUUUUUAACGACCCUAUACCCAUAUUGUACAUACAGGCAUCGACCAUAUAGUAGUUCUUGAAACACAAUUAUCUUGCUGCCUUAGAAGCAGACUCCAUCCACUUCAAGUUGGCGGGGGCGUCAUCCUGCAUGGUACCGCCGAGUGGGGAUGGAAUCUACCUUGAAAGUGUUGUGUAUUUAACCCUUCUGUAGCCCCAAGUCCAACCCAAGUCUGUGAUUGAACAUAGAAUUAUUUUGCCAAUUCACGAAUACGAAGUAACUUUUAAGUUAUCUUGC
Molecule: messenger RNA, 3191 nt
Organism: Suillus paluster
Lineage: Eukaryota; Fungi; Basidiomycota; Agaricomycetes; Boletales; Suillaceae
Product: fungal-specific transcription factor domain-containing protein
Exons: 14
Coding region: 76-2775 (899 amino acids)
Biological process (GO): DNA-templated transcription; regulation of DNA-templated transcription
Molecular function (GO): DNA binding; zinc ion binding; DNA-binding transcription factor activity, RNA polymerase II-specific
Source: RefSeq, a predicted model, not a curated record